This is a messenger RNA of Helianthus annuus (common sunflower), 531 nucleotides long. Its product is annotated as fasciclin-like arabinogalactan protein 4. Gene Ontology annotation, biological process: abscisic acid-activated signaling pathway; multidimensional cell growth; mucilage biosynthetic process involved in seed coat development. The coding region runs from base 1 to 531 and encodes 176 amino acids. Lineage: Eukaryota; Viridiplantae; Streptophyta; Magnoliopsida; Asterales; Asteraceae. The record is from RefSeq and is a predicted model, not a curated record. The transcript has a single exon. Gene Ontology annotation, cellular component: plasma membrane.
AUGGCUGUCUCUAUUUCCGCUUCUGUAUCUGUAUCUAUACCUCUCCACAUUUCCAAUAUUACCCCUCUAAUCACCCUCUAUUUACUCCUCCACACCACCCUCAUCUCCGCCGUCAACAUCACCCACCUCCUCUCCCCAUUCCCAGAUCUCUCCGACUUCUCCGACCUCCUCACCACCACCACUGUCGCCACCGACCUCUCUGCCAGCACUUCCCUCACCCUCCUCGCCGUCCCCAACCCCAUCCUCCGCUCAUCCGACCUCCUCCGCCGUAACCCACCCUCCUCCUCCAUCUCUGACGUCAUCCGCUACCACAUCCUUUUACAAUACCUCUCCCCCUCUGACCUCCGCCGCUUCCCCGCCUCCUGCAAACUCAUCCCCACCCUCUUCCAAACCACCGGCCACGCCACCAACGAUUUCGGCUACGUCAACAUCACAUUCAACAAUCAAACAAACACCACCGUUGUCAGAUCUCCGGCAGCCUACUCCCAACAACCCACAUGCAUAUUACCAUCUUUGAAAUGUCUGGUCUGA